AUGUCGAAUUCCCAUGUUCCGAAAUUUGGCAAUUGGGAAGCAGACAACAUUCCAUAUAGUGCAUGUUUUGAGAGUGCACGCAGAGAAAAGGCCGGAUUCAUUACCAAUCCGAACGAUCCAAUGGAAAAUCUAGAGGCCUUCAACAAAAAUGUUAAUGCCGAUGAAGCAAAAUCCUCUCAUACUUACUCUCACAAAGCAAAUUCAAGCUCAAUGGAGAAAGGAAGCCAAGAGGUACUGAGAAACAAUUCUAUACGCCAUUCACACGGCCGAAGCAGGGGAAGUAAAGGUAGCUUUACAUCAGAGUUUGGCAGCGAAAGUCGCCAUAAUGAUCACUCUGCCAUCAACAAAGCUUCACAAUCAGUUCACAAAAGGAGUGUGUCCAAAGGAGUUAGUAGUAACAUUGGUAGCUUCUCUUCAUCAAAUCAUAGUAGACACAGAAAUGGAAGACACUCUUUUAACGAUCACGGGGUAAUAUUCCUUUUAAUAUCUCAUAUAUAUUAUAUAAUUGCCCGAUUAUUAAAAAUAGUACCUGAAUUCGGUAAUUGGGAUGUAACAGACCCGAAAUCAGGAGAAGGCUAUACUGUCAUGUUCAACAAAAUAAAAGAAGAAAGACAAAUCAUGUCUAGCCACAAGAUUCCACCGCAUAACAACGAUUCAAAUAUGAAGAAUGAAUAUGAUGGAUCUUCUUUCAGUUUAUCUAAGGUGAAUGAAGCUUACUAUUGCAUUAUUGUUGCUGUUUGUUUACGAGCGAAAGCAAAUGAACACGGAUAA
Messenger RNA from Vicia villosa (hairy vetch), 771 nucleotides. RefSeq names its product RPM1-interacting protein 4-like. The record is from RefSeq and is a predicted model, not a curated record. Lineage: Eukaryota; Viridiplantae; Streptophyta; Magnoliopsida; Fabales; Fabaceae. The transcript is spliced from 4 exons. The coding region runs from base 1 to 771 and encodes 256 amino acids.